Gambusia affinis (western mosquitofish) is the source of this 2860-nucleotide messenger RNA. RefSeq names its product adaptor related protein complex 1 subunit mu 3 (gene ap1m3). Gene Ontology annotation, molecular function: clathrin-cargo adaptor activity. Gene Ontology annotation, biological process: intracellular protein transport; vesicle-mediated transport. Lineage: Eukaryota; Metazoa; Chordata; Actinopteri; Cyprinodontiformes; Poeciliidae. The transcript has 12 exons. Gene Ontology annotation, cellular component: clathrin adaptor complex; clathrin-coated vesicle. The record is from RefSeq and is a predicted model, not a curated record. The coding region runs from base 179 to 1447 and encodes 422 amino acids.
CUCCGGAAAAGCGGCGCUGCAGCGAAAUGCUUCGACUGAACAGAGCGCAGCUCAUAGGAGGGAGGAGGAGAAUGAUGGGAGCGACUUUUUCUUCCAUUUAUAUGACCCAUAUCCUACAGUAGACCUAGAAAUCAUCCUGCCUCAUUCUUGUUCUCGAGGGGUUUUUUUCUCCGUCAAGAUGUCCGCCUCGGCGAUAUUCAUCCUCGACCUGAAGGGAAAGGUUUUGAUUUGCCGUAAUUACAUGGGAAACAUGGACAUGAAUGAAAUUGACCACUUCAUGCCCAUAUUGAUGAAGAGGGAGGAAGAUGCUGAGAUGACACCGCUGGUCAGCCAUGGCUCCUCACAUUUCCUCUGGAUCAAACACAGCAACCUUUACUUGGUAGCCAUGACAAAGAAGAAUGCCAACGCUGCUCUGGUGUACUCCUUUCUUUAUAGGAUAGUUCAGGUAUUUAAGGAGUAUUUUAAAGAGCUGGAAGAGGAAAGUAUUCGUGACAACUUUGUGACAGUAUACGAACUGAUGGAUGAGGUGAUGGACUUUGGAUUCCCCCAGACAACUGAGAGCAAGAUCCUACAAGAGUACAUUACCCAGCAGGGGCAUAAGCUGGAGGUUGGGGCACCUCGACCACCUGCCACUGUCACCAAUGCUGUGUCAUGGCGGUCAGAGGGCAUCAAGUACAGGAAGAAUGAAGUCUUCAUGGAUGUUAUAGAGUCUGUAAAUCUUCUGGUGAACGCCAAUGGCAGUGUCCUGCGCAGUGAAAUAGUGGGCAGCAUCAAGCUAAAAGUCGUCCUUUCCGGAAUGCCUGAACUCAGACUGGGACUCAAUGACAAAGUGUUGUUUGAGCUCACCGGCAGAGAGAAGAGCAAGACAGUGGAGCUGGAAGACGUGAAGUUUCAUCAGUGCGUCCGUCUGUCGCGCUUUGAGAACGACCGGACCAUCUCUUUCAUCCCCCCUGAUGGCGAGAGCGAGCUCAUGUCGUACCGCCUCAACACAACAGUGAGUGGACCCACAAACAAAUCUGUCCUCAUAAAGAGCGCACAUACCAACAACCACCUCCUAGUCAAAGCCCGUAGUCAAUUUAAAAGUCGCUCCACUGCCAACAAUGUGUCCAUUAUGGUGCCGGUGCCCAGUGACGCUGACUCACCCAAGUUCAAGACCAGCACCGGCAGCGCCAAGUGGGUGCCUGAGAAGAGCGCAGUGCAGUGGAACAUCAAAUCCUUCCCUGGCGGGAAGGAGUAUGUGAUGCGGGCCCACUUUGGGCUGCCCAGUGUAGAGAGCGGCGAGUUGGAAGCAAAGAGACCAAUCACAGUUGAUUUUGAGAUCCCUUAUUUCACAGUCUCUGGGAUUCAGGUGCGCUACCUGAAGAUCAUAGAGAAGAGUGGCUACCAGGCGUUGCCGUGGGUGCGCUACAUCACACAAAGUGGAGAUUACCAGCUCCGGACGAACUAAAGGGCACAGCUGCUGCUGCUAGACGAAUGGGUAGUUCCUCCUUCUGCCUGUCUCCGUCUCCUCUGUCUCCAUUUCUCCAGCUUGGAGUCAGGAGACGACAGCUGAGGACAAGAGCAGAAGGACAUGGUAACUGGAAGUCAUGUCUUCUGCAUUUACAAUCUUCAAAGAUGGAAGAAGUGUUUCAUCACCUCUGACCUACAUUUCAUCGAAGGGUUUUCCAGGACUCUAGUGAAACAUUUUUAUUACAUGAAUAAUAAAUUAACAACUUUGGUUCCGACUUCUGAUGCUCCACAUUUAAUGUCAUAUUUCUGUUAAUUUAGCACACAAUUUUAGUAAGAACUUGACAUUUUAAGUGUUACUCAUGAUGUGAUGUUUCGUAUGUAUAACGUAAAAUAACUGAUUACAUGGAGCAAUAUAGCAGCUCUGAGCUAAAGCAGGUUUUUAUUUCUAAGAGGGACAUAGAUAAUGGAGAUUUGUGAUAUGAUAAAUUUAAAAUGUGCCAUGUGCUUCCAAUUUCUCUUCUUCAGUGGAAAACAUUACCUUGUUGCUUUAUGCAGGAUCGUAACCACGGCUUUAUAUCAGUCAGCUCAUUAAACUGUCAAAGUUCCCAUUCCCCAUAUUUUUUGUCAUUAAUAUUUCGAUCACUUUGAAACAUCACUGUGAUACAGUUUUAUCUCUGAUAUAUAUUCUGCCUGCACUGCAAUAGAAGUUCAGGGCCCUGAAAAUGUCUGCCAUCACCACAGGCACUGUGAACAUAAUCCUCAGUGCACUGAAACCAACACCAGCAACCAGGUCAAUGAUUAAUAAGGCACAAUAUUGUCAGAGGCAUUGACUGUAAGAUAAAACCCACUGACUGAGGUUAUAACCUUGUCCCUGUUGUUGAAAUCUGCUUUACAGCUUUGAAACUCUCCAGGAAGAAGUAUGAGAAAAAAGUCUUGAUCUUAUCUCUUGUUUAUACAGCAUUAUUUUAUCCAGUUUGGAUUCAAGCAUCAAAGAACAGAUGGGUUAAGAAGUCUUAACCGUGUGAUGGGAAGGGCUGAGGUUGAAAAGCUUUUUUUUUUUUUUUACUUCACAAAGUUUUGACUUUGUAAACUUGUAACUCUUAGUACUGUACUAUUUUCUUUCGCUGGCUUUUGACAUCUGGCUUUUACAGUUUUUUGGACCCGUUUGUGAUACUUAAAACUCACUCUCGUUUAUAGAUUUUGCAUCACGAUACUUCAGCUACGCUGCUUUAAACAGUUGGUUUUAGAAUAUUUUUACGGGCCUCUAUUGCAAUCAAUCCUUCAUACUGGAUCAGAACAAACAUAAGUGGGCCUUUUUUUUUAAGUGUGUGAUAUUGUCUGAUUUAUUUAUCAACUGCUUGUCCAUAGGAAAAAAGGGAUAUAUUUGGAAAUAAAACAUUUUUUGUAACCA